UACUGAAGUCGAACGCGGUCUCAUUUUCUACAGACAUCAUGCCUGCUGAAGUUGCCAAACCCGCGCCCAAGAAGGGCUCCAAGAAAGCCGUAUCUAAGACCGCAGCGAAAGGCGGCAAGAAGCGCAGAAAGACCAGGAAGGAGAGCUAUGCCAUCUACGUGUACAAGGUGCUGAAGCAGGUCCACCCCGACACCGGUAUCUCCUCCAAGGCGAUGGGAAUCAUGAACUCCUUCGUCAACGACAUCUUUGAGCGCAUCGCCGGUGAGGCCUCUCGUCUGGCUCACUACAACAAGCGCUCCACCAUCACCUCCAGGGAGAUCCAGACCGCCGUCCGCCUGCUGCUCCCCGGUGAGCUGGCCAAGCACGCCGUGUCUGAGGGCACCAAGGCUGUGACCAAGUACACCAGCUCCAAGUAAACUUGCCACCUUAUCUUAAACAAACGGUCCUUUUAAGGACCACCUAACUACACUA
Messenger RNA from Gadus chalcogrammus (walleye pollock), 471 nucleotides. Its product is annotated as histone H2B 1/2-like. Gene Ontology annotation, cellular component: nucleosome. Gene Ontology annotation, molecular function: DNA binding; structural constituent of chromatin; protein heterodimerization activity. The record is from RefSeq and is a predicted model, not a curated record. The transcript has a single exon. Lineage: Eukaryota; Metazoa; Chordata; Actinopteri; Gadiformes; Gadidae. The coding region runs from base 39 to 416 and encodes 125 amino acids.